AUGCCUUAUUCAGUGGCUGUCAAUCUCGGUAUGACUGACUUCAAGCCAACAAGGAUAUCUCUCAUCCUAGCUGAUCGUUCGACAAGGAUACCUAAAGGGGUGCUAGAAGAUGUUCCAAUCAAAGUUGGAGACUGCAUGAUACCGACUGACUUUGUGGUUCUGGAGUAUGGAGAGGAGCCUAAGGAUCCUCUUAUCCUUGGGAGACCUUUUCUAGCUACAGCAGGUGCUAUCAUCGAUGUCAGGAAAGGCAGGAUCGCUCUGAAUGCUGGAGAUCUGGUGAUGAACUUUGACAUGGACAAGCUGAUGAAGAAACCCACCAUCGAUGGUCAGACCUUCUAUGUCGACACUCUCACAGAGUUCGCUGAGGAGAUUUUCCAUGAGAUGCUGCCUACAGACCCACUUGAGAGAGCUCUGACCACGUCUGCAUCCGAAGCUGAACACUUGGACGAAAUUUUCAGCAUCUUACUCGAAGAUGUUGGACUCCAGCGAGCAUAUGAUGCAGCUAACAUCGCAGAUUGA
This is a messenger RNA of Eutrema salsugineum, 519 nucleotides long. RefSeq lists its product as uncharacterized. Bases 1 to 519 code for a protein of 172 amino acids. The transcript has a single exon. NCBI's taxonomy places the organism in Eukaryota, Viridiplantae, Streptophyta, Magnoliopsida, Brassicales, Brassicaceae. The record is from RefSeq and is a predicted model, not a curated record.